AAGUCUUAGGGCUCGCUAACGUUAGUUAGUGACGUUAGUCGUCACUUUACGGCAGCGCGCGUGUAUCUGGAGGUCAGCAGAGCUCGAGCGCUCUCACCUGUAAUUAAAGACUCGGUGUUCUCACCUGGAAACUCACCGAAGAUCCAACACACACACCGACAGCACCGCGUCUGUCUCUGCCGGUGACUCCAGCAGCUCGUCGUUCAUUGGUUCACCAUCUAGCAACAUAGCUCGCGCUUGCUAACGUUAGCCAGCUCGUGCUCUCUCUCUCGCUCUCUUCACCUGUCUUCGCCAGGUGACCCCACACACAAACACACGGAUCAUGGACAACAACAGCUCACAGGGCUCGGCAGGAGGUGCCAAAGCUGGAGGUCUCGGGGGUUUGUUUGGAGGAGGCGCACCUGAAUACUCCAACACGGAGCUCGCGGGAGUCCCACUGACAGGAAUGAGUCCUCUGUCUCCUUAUCUCAACGUUGACCCUCGUUACCUGAUUCAGGACACAGAUGAGUUCAUCCUACCCACAGGCGCCAAUAAAACAAGAGGAAGGUUUGAGCUGGCUUUCUUUACCAUCGGAGGAUCCUGCAUGACUGGAGCAGCACUUGGAGCUGUAAAUGGUCUCAGGAUGGGUCUUAAGGAGACCAGAGACAUGGCAUGGUCCAAACCUCGUAACGUACAGAUUAUCAACAUGGUGACCAGACAGGGUGCUUCAUGGGCCAACUCUCUGGGCUCCGUUGCCUUGUUAUAUAGUGUUUUCGGCGUGGCGAUAGAGAAGGCCAGAGGAGCAGAAGAUGACAUCAACACAGUGGCUGCUGGGACGUUAACUGGGAUGCUGUUUAAAUCAGGCAGUGGAAUAAAAGGUGUAGCCCGAGGAGGUCUGGCUGGUUUAGCCUUGUCUGGUGCCUACGCUCUCUACAACAACUGGGACCACAUCACCGGCUCCUCAUCGUCAUCAUCUUCCAGGCUGUACUAAACCCAACCACCCCACCCACCCCUUCCCACCUCCCACACAUCUGCUUCCACAUUAGGGCCAAAUAUCUCUCAAGGACACAGCCUUUAACCACAGCGCUAAGAGGAAUUAGACUCUGGUCAAAUGCAGUGUGCUUUUCAGGGGAAGCGUGUCAACUUUCCUUUUCCAGGGAAUUAAGAAGAUGUGACAACGUGGACAAAAUUCCACUGGAUAUCCAGAUGUAGACCGUCCUCUAACACCACUCUCUUCAUUCGUGUUUGUCCUCUGAAGUAUUCCUGUCGCUGGUUUGAUCAGUAAUGAUUUGUUAUUAUCAUUGUUGCUAGUUUUGAAAUCAACGAACCCAUGACAUUUGGGUUAAAUAAGCCAAUUUGUAAGGUGACAUCUGGUGUGGGUCACCAGAUGAACGGCAGUGGAUUCACGUUCUGAUUUUUGGACUUGAAAGACUCUUCUGUCGUAGAAGAGCGAAGAUCUACACACAGAACUUAAGCCUUACGGUCAGUUCUCGUAUUUAUUGAAGCGUAUCAGCAAGAAGAGAUCACUGUAAAGCCUGUACCAUGAACCCGCUGUGUUUUAAAAACUGAAAUAAAAAAAAUGGAAAAUGUUGA
This is a messenger RNA of Larimichthys crocea (large yellow croaker), 1572 nucleotides long. RefSeq names its product translocase of inner mitochondrial membrane 23 homolog a (yeast) (gene timm23a). Gene Ontology annotation, biological process: protein import into mitochondrial matrix. Gene Ontology annotation, cellular component: TIM23 mitochondrial import inner membrane translocase complex. NCBI's taxonomy places the organism in Eukaryota, Metazoa, Chordata, Actinopteri, Sciaenidae. The record is from RefSeq and is a predicted model, not a curated record. Gene Ontology annotation, molecular function: transmembrane protein transporter activity. The transcript has 7 exons. Bases 323 to 970 code for a protein of 215 amino acids.